This is a messenger RNA of Fusarium vanettenii 77-13-4, 831 nucleotides long. RefSeq lists its product as uncharacterized. Gene Ontology annotation, cellular component: endoplasmic reticulum membrane. Gene Ontology annotation, biological process: fungal-type cell wall biogenesis; (1->6)-beta-D-glucan biosynthetic process. The coding region runs from base 1 to 831 and encodes 276 amino acids. The transcript has 4 exons. The record is from RefSeq and is a predicted model, not a curated record. Lineage: Eukaryota; Fungi; Ascomycota; Sordariomycetes; Hypocreales; Nectriaceae.
AUGCGUCUCCAAAUUCUCACCAGCGCGCUGGCGCUCGCCGGCUCCGCGACCGCCUUUUCCGAUUCAUGGCCCCUCGUCAUGUUUUCCACCUCCGAGUUCCCCGACGCCUCGAGCUCCAACCAAGUCCAGACGCGAUCCCAGGCUAUCGAACAGGUCAACGAUAUCCUUUCGACAUGUCCCACCGACAACUACCUCUUGGUUAUCCACAAGGAUGUCAAUGCUGCUGACCUUCGCCGACCGCAAACGAUGCCUUAUCUGCAUCUCGAGAUGGAGAGCAAGGAUAUCCACGGCAAAUUCAUCGUCCCCGAAGUUGUGGGCGAGUCAAUCAACAAGAAGGAUGUUGAAGACUAUAUCUCGACGGCGUGCUCUCAGCAAGGAAAGAAUGCCGUGUUCCAGACUGUCGAGCUCAAGUCCCUGGACAACGACCCGGAGCGCCGUGACAACGUCGAUCUGUGGCAGCAGGGCAAGAGCCUGAUUGAAAAGGGAUCCUACACCGUCGUGUUCGUCGGCACUCCUCGCCCUUCCAAGAAGUCGUCUUCCUCUGCUGAGAAGACCAUCUACGAGUCCGAGUUUAUCGAGCCUGUGCGCAUGGAUGUCAAGAGAGACGUUACGGACGGUUAUAUCCGACGAGCUGAUAACGAGACCGAGUGGGACAACCGCCCUCUGUUCCAGAAGUACCAGUUCUUCACUCCUGGUAUCUUCAUGGCUCUUGUCACUGCCAUUGUCCUGUUCUCCAUCCUUGGCGUUGGCUUGAGAGCCCUCGCCAGCCUCGAGGUGUCCUAUGGCGCCUUUGACAAGGACAUGGGUCCCGCAGCCCAGAAGAAGCAGUAA